Messenger RNA from Eriocheir sinensis (Chinese mitten crab), 35534 nucleotides. Its product is annotated as microtubule-associated protein futsch-like. Lineage: Eukaryota; Metazoa; Arthropoda; Malacostraca; Decapoda; Varunidae. Gene Ontology annotation, biological process: axonogenesis; regulation of microtubule depolymerization; dendrite development. Gene Ontology annotation, molecular function: actin binding; microtubule binding. The record is from RefSeq and is a predicted model, not a curated record. Gene Ontology annotation, cellular component: neuronal cell body; dendrite; microtubule associated complex.
AGCAAGAAAAAAAAAUAUCCACUACAAACUCUUGCUAACAUGUGCUGUUGUCCACAGGGUUCCUCUCCUGGGAUGAGGAGAAGGCGCACGUGGACAUACACAAGGAGCUCACCACCAUCGCCGAGCUGAACUUGGAAGGCGAGGAACAGAAAGGAGGCGAGAGACUCAUCCAGUAUGCUACCGAGAAUCUGGUUGCAGAGGUGUUGAUCCACCCCCAGGUCAACACUCUGCAACAGUGCCUCAAGAACUUGCUCUCGUCCUUCACCAAACACAGACACAUCAUCCACGCCGGAUACGCCUUCGCUGGGACCGGCUCAUGGAUGCUCCAGGAUGGAACCUUCUCUGUGUCGGACCUGGUGGCCGCCUUCACAGAGUACGAGGUCCAGCGCGUCCUUCACGCCUACGAGAACUGCAUUACUAUCGACAUCCACUGUGCCCCCGAAGGCCACUGGUCCACACACCACAUGGCCAGGGAGUCCUUCAGCAAACUGUGCCGAGUGACAGUAAACCCGGACGACAAGAUUGAGAUCACCCCCGGAAUCUCAACUUUCGUGCGGUAUCUGUCUCAGUUCCUCAGCAGCACACCCAUCGAGGAGCUGCUUGAGCCUUCAGACAUCGUGGGCAACAUCCGGUUCUCCAGACCCACCCUCUAUGUGUUCCCCGGCGGUCAAGGGGACUCAGCUCUCUUCGGCGUCAACGGAUUCAACAUGCUCGUUGAUGGAGGGUACAACUACAAAGCAUGCUUUUGGGAUUUCACAAGGCAUUUAGACCGACUCGACGCUGUCCUCAUUACUAGACUAAACAGUUCAAAUCUUAUGGGAAUCACUAACGUGGUCCGUAGGAAAGCACUAAGUUCUGUUUACCCACAAAUUGGUCACACCUUCUGCAACGUGGCAGGAACACUGAAGUCUCCUGACGGUGAUAAAGACAAAGACCCACUUCUCAUUAACCUCUGGGACGAGGGUCACCUUAUGAGGGAAAACCUGCGACACAUCGGCCUGAAGCCUCACCUGUGCUUCCGCGACAACGCCAUGGAGCCAAUCAACUUAUACCACAAGGUCGGCCACGGCAAACUAGACAUGUACGUGAUCAACCCAUCCCGAGACAGCAAGGAGGUGCGAGAGUUCAUGCAGCGAUGGAACAAUGAGAUCAUCGCCUCCGACGUUAGCCACACCACUCACAAGGUUGGGGACCGCUCAUUCCCCUGCCCACUCACGAAUCUGACCUCCAUUUGCGCCUUAUUAAUAUGGCAGCCAAACGACCCCUGCGACACAAUUACUCGCAUUCUCUUCCCCGGCAGCACCCCGCAGCACAAGAUCUUCGAGGGUCUUGAGCGGUUACGCAAUCUAGAAUACCUUAAAUACCCAACGUGCUCCGCGAAGUCCAUAAAAUCAGCAGCAGAGGAGAAGAAGAGCCUCAAGACUGUAGAAAAGGUCCUCGGAGAGCCUGCACGACAGCCCAAGCGCCUGAGUCCCUCUCCACCAACACACCGCAUCAAGAGGGAGAGACACGAGCGGUCCAUUAGCCGCGAGGAGAGAAGAAGAAUCAGGGUGGAGCGCUCCGAACAGAAGAUCAUCCAAGAGACAAAGAAGGAGAAAAAGAUUGAACGCAAAGUGGAAAAGAAAGCAAUUAAACGGGAGAAGGAAAAGAAGGAGAAAGAAAAGGAGAAGGAGGAGAAGAUAGAAGACAAGAAGGAGGAGAAGGUAACCACUGAACUUGAAGAAACCAAGGAUAAAGUCAAUGGACUUGAUGUCACUAUUGAGCAAAUAGAAGCCAAAGUGGAGGCCGAAGUUAUUCCAGAACCUCCGAUCACCAAACCCGAAGAAAAGAAAGAGGAUGAUAUCUCGAAGGAUGUCACCGACGCGAAGGUAACCGAAGAAAUCGUCAGUCAACCGGAUGUUGCCGUUGAAGUCACAGAGGUCAGUCGCGUCGCCGUGGAGGCUACACAACUCAUCCAAGAGGAAUCUAAAACAAGAAUAGAAACAGUAGAAGUAACAGAAUCCAGAGAAGUACAAGAGGUUGAGUCCAUCGAGGUUAAAGACGCUUCUCUAGUUUCCGUGGAAUCCGGAGUCGUCAUGGGUGAAGAAAGAGAAUCUUCUCUGGAGAUUGAACAGCCCAAAGAACCCAAAGAGAAAGAGGAGAAAGAGGUGGGGAAGAAGAAGCCAAAAGAGAAGAAACCAAAAGAAACCUCGACCCCAGAAAGACCUCGAAAGUACAGAAAACCACAAGUUGAGUCUCGUAUUGACACCGGCGACAGGAGGGUGAGGAUGGAGGAGAGGACGCUAAAAACCGAGAGGAAAAUCAAAGAAAGAAAGAGCCUUGAAAGAAAAGAAAGAAGAGAACGAAAACCAGAAGUAGAGGAGAAGAAGGAAGGCGAACCCUUAGAUAAAAAGGCAGAACCCAAAGUGAGAAAAGUGAAAAAGAUAAAGAAGGUUGAGGCCAAGCCUGAAGCCAAACUAGAAGCCAAACCCGAAGAGACUCCUUCGCCUAAAAAGACGCCAGAGAAGAAGAGACGAGUGAAAAAGAUCGCACCGCCAGAGAAGAAGGACGAGAAGGUCAAUGGUGAAGUGAGACCACCAAAACCACCCGUUCCUAAGGCACCAAGGAGAACCAAGGUCACCACUACCACAACCACCACGAGGGAGAUCACACACAAAAAAAUAGUCGACGACAAAAACAGGGCGGCUAAGGCGGCUGAGGCUGCGAAAAAGGAACCCAAGCCCAAACCCUCUCCUCCAAGGGCCAAGCCUCCCGCAGCAGCAAGACCAAUCAGGGCAAAGAAGAUCGAAAAACCACCAAUUCCCAAACCUGCCGAACCCAUGAAGAAGAUUAUCACUGGUGCUGCCGUGAAGGCCGGGGUACUGGCCGCCGCUGUCUCCGGUGUAGCUGUCGUGGAAGCUGCAGCUGACCGAGAAGAUGUCGAGGAAAUCGUGGCGCCCAUGAAGGAGGCAGAAGAUCUUAUGUUGGUGGCGGAGCAAGAAGAGGAGGACCGCAUCUCCGACAUCGCCAACAUCCCAGGCGUGCAAGAGAUCAAGCUGGACGAAGACACGCUCCAGAUCAUUGACAAACAGGUGGAGGAGGAAGAGAAGGACUCGCUCAUCUUACACGAGGAAGGCGUGGUGGAGCAUGUGGAGAAGGAGGACGUGAUUGAGGAAGUCGAGGAACACCUAGAAGAGGCCGAGAAGGAGAGUGAAGAAGAGGAAGAGGAGGAGGAGGAGGAAGAAGAAGAGGUAGAAGUAGAAGAAGCAGCAGUUGAAAAGAAAGUAGAAAUCGAGAAAGAAGAGAAGAAAGAAAAGGUAGAAAAGGAAGAGGAGGAAGAAGAGGAGGAGGAGGAGGAAGAGGAAGAAGAGGAGGAGGAGGAGGAAGAAGAGGAGGAAGAAGAGGUAGAAGAAAAAGUAAGCAUUGAGGAAAAAGAAGAUGAAUCCGAAAAGAAGAAGAUCGAGGAGCGCAAGGUGUCUCCAGCUGCCCCAGAGAAGGAGGCUGAUGUCGCUAAGGUAGACGAGAAGCCAGAACCUGAGGAUAUUUACGAGAAAAUCGAAACUGAGGACCGGGAUGUGUACGCUACGCUGCCCAGCUCGGCCAAACUCACCGAAUACAAAGAAAAAUACGAAGAGAAACCGAUUCGUGGUCUCUUCACUGGAUUUGCCAUUCUAGCGGGUGAAAAACCUGAAGAACCUGCUGCUUACAAAGAACCAAGUCCGCCAAGAUUGAAAGAAGUUCCACAAGUCCCCACAUCUUUGCCUGCACCCAUUUUCAAACCCUCGGCUCCACCCGUCCACCCGCGGGAGAUCAUCAAGACUCCUGACGAAGUUGACGACCUUCCCAUCCACGAGGAGGUGGAGUCCAUAGAAAGAGACAUAUACGAAAAGGAGAUCGAAGUGAUGGAGGGCAAGAUGCCGGACGAGGAACUCGACGUACGCUCACCCUUACUCGAGGUUAGGGGCGAACUCCAAAUCAGGGAGGAGGUAGCCAUGGAGAAACACGAAAAAGAGACGGUGAAGGAGGUCGUCACCAAGGAAGUAAAGGUGACAGAAAUGAAGGAGGAGGAGGAAAAGAAGGAAGUACUCAAACUCAAAGUAGAAGAGGAAGAAGAAGAGGAGGAGGAGGAGGAGGAGGAAAUAGAGGAAGAAAUCGAGGAGGAGGAGGAGGAGGAGGAAGAAGAAAUUUCCAAAGAAGAAAAACCCUCAAAGUCCCUAGACGAGUUCGAAGCCAAGUACGCUGAAUUCAAGACCACCGCCGUCACCGAAGUCCUCGAGAAGGGCGAGAAGGUCACAGAGGUCACCGAGGUCAUCACAAAGAAGGUGGACAAGGCGGAGAUUCUCAAGGACAUCGGCGAAACACUAAAGGAAAAGGAGGCUCGUAAACUGAAGGAGGCGCCCACCCCCGUAACAAAGAAGGAGGAGGUGAAGGAGGAGGAGGAGGCGGUGGUGAAGGAAACGCCAAUCCUAAGAGACGAAAGGCCCAUCAGGGUUCUCGCCGCAUAUGAAGACCUCAAAGUCGACGAAAAAGUCCCCGAGAAAGAAAAACGCUACAUGGAGGAGAAGGAGGUGGACGAAUAUGAAGGCAAAGAGAAGGUGGAAGUUAAGGAGAAGGAGAUAACCGAGAUGAUGGAGAAAGACCAAGCCUACAAAGAGAUUACCGAAAAGGAGAUGAAGGAGGAGGUGGUAACGAAAGAAGAAGAGGUUGAGGAGAAAGUCGUAACAGAAGUGAAGGUGGAGAAGGAAGUAAAAGAAGUAGAGGAGAUUAAAGAAAUAAAGGAAGAAAAGGUGGUGGAAGAAGUGAAGGUCGAAGAGAAGAAGGAAAUAAAGGAAGAAGUAACGGAGGUAGUAGAAAAGGAAGAGAAGGUAGAAAUUGAAAAAGAAAUACCCAAGGAAAAGGAGUUCAAAGAAGAAGUAAAGGAGGAAUUAAAGAAAGAGGUGAAGGAGGAGAUAACAGAAGUCGAAAUAAGAGAAGACAUAACCGUGACAAAAGAGGAGAAGGAGAUAAAAGAAGUCAAGGAAGAAAAGGAAGAAAUAACAAAAGUAGUAACCGAAGAGGAGGAGAAGGUCGAAGUAAAGGAAGAGAAGAAAGUCGUAACAGAAGAAAAAGCAGAGAAGGAAGAAAUAAAAGAAAUCAAGGAGGAAAAGGAGAUCAAAAAGGAAGAAGAAAAGGAAGAACCAAAGAAGGAAGAAGACAAAGCAGUAGUAGAAGAAGAGACCAAAGAGGAAGUGAAGGAAGAGAAAGUAGAAGUGAAGGAGGAGAUAAAGAAGGAAGAAAUCAAGGAAGUGGAAGAGAUCGUAGAGGUGAUUGAGAAGGAGGAAAUUGAGGAGGUCAAAGAAAUUAAGAAAGAGGAAGUGGAGGAGAAGGAAGAAAUAAAGGAGAAGGUGGAGAUUAAAGAAGUGAAGGAGGUUACAGAGAAGGUGGAAGUGAAGGAGGAGGAAAAAGAAGAAGUAGUAAAAGAAAUAAAGGAAGAAGUAAAGAAAGAAGAAGUAAAGGAAGAAGUAAAGGAAGAGAAGGUGGUGAAAGAAGAAAUAAAGGAAGAAGUAAAGGAAGAAAUAAAGGAAGAGGUAAAGGAAGAAGUAAAGGAAGAAAUAAAAGAAGUAAAGGAAGAAGUAAAGGAAGAAGAAGUAAAGGAGAUCAAGGAGGAAAUAAAGGAAGUAGAAAAAGAAGUAAAGGAAGAAAUCAUUGAAGUAAAAGAGAAGAAAGAAGUAAAAGAAGAACUGAAGGAGGAAGUAAAAGAAGAAAUAAAGGAGGAAGUAAAGGAGGUGAAAGAACUCAAAGAAGAAAAGGAAGAACCAAAGAAGGAGGAAGUAAAGGAAGAACCAAAGAAGGAGGAAGUAAAGGAGGAACCAAAGAAGGAGGAAGUAAAGGAAGAAGUAAAGGAGGAGGAAUUAAUCGAAGAGAAGGAGGUGAAAGAACUGAAAGAAGAAAAGGAGGAAGUAAAGGAAGAAGUAAAGAAGGAGGAAGUAAAGGAAGUCAAGGAGGAAGUAAAGGAAGAAAUCAUUGAAGUAAAGGAGAAGAAAGAGGUAAAAGAAGAGCUGAAGGAGGAAGUAAAAGAAGAAAUAAAGGAGGAAGUAAAGGAGAAGGAGGUCAAAGAACUGAAAGAAGAAAAGGAAGAACCAAAGAAGGAGGAAGUAAAGGAAGAACCAAAGAAGGAGGAAGUAAAGGAAGAACCAAAGAAGGAGGAAGUAAAGGAGGAAGUAAAAGAAGAUAUAACAAAACUUGAAAUAACGAAAGUAACAGAAGUAGUAACGGAGAUCAAGAAGGAGGAAAAGGAAGAAGUAAAGGAAGAACCAAAGAAGGAGGAAGUAAAGGAAGAACCAAAGAAGGAGGAAGUAAAGGAAGAAGUAAAGGAGGAAAUAAAGGAAGAUAUAACGAAAGUAGAUAUAACAAAAGUAACAGAAGUCGUAACGGAGAUCAAGAAGGAGGAAAAGGAAGAAGUAAAGGAAGAACCAAAGAAGGAGGAAGUAAAGGAAGAAGUAAAGAAGGAGGAAGUAAAGGAAGAAGUAAAGGAGGAAAUAAAAGAAGAUAUAACAAAACUUGAAAUUACGAAAGUAACAGAAGUAGUAACGGAGAUCAAGAAGGAGGAAAAGGAAGAAGUAAAGGAAGAACCAAAGAAGGAGGAAGUAAAGGAAGAAGUAAAGGAGGAAAUAAAGGAAGAUAUAACGAAAGUAGAUAUAACAAAAGUAACAGAAGUAGUGACGGAGAUCAAGAAGGAGGAAAAGGAAGAAGUAAAAGAAGAACCAAAGAAGGAGGAAGUAAAGGAAGAAGUAAAGAAGGAGGAAGUAAAGGAAGAAGUAAAGGAGGAAAUAAAGGAAGAUAUAACGAAAGUAGAAAUAACGAGAGUAACAGAAGUAGUAACGGAGAUCAAGAAGGAGGAAAAGGAAGAAGUAAAGGAAGAGAAGGAGGAAGUAAAGGAAGAACCAAAGAAGGAGGAAGUAAAGGAAGAAGUAAAGAAGGAGGAAGUAAAAGAAGUCAAGGAGGAAGUAAAGGAAGAAAUCAUUGAAGUAAAGGAGAAGAAAGAGGUAAAAGAAGAGCUGAAGGAGGAAGUAAAAGAAGAAAUAAAGGAGGAAGUAAAGGAGGAGAAGGUGGUCAAAGAACUGAAAGAAGAAAAGGAAGAACCAAAGAAGGAGGAAGUAAAGGAGGAACCAAAGAAGGAGGAAGUAAAGGAAGAACCAAAGAAGGAGGAAGUGAAGGAGGAAGUAAAAGAAGAUAUAACAAAACUUGAAAUAACGAAAGUAACAGAAGUAGUAACGGAGAUCAAGAAGGAGGAAAAGGAAGAAGUAAAGGAAGAACCAAAGAAGGAGGAAGUGAAGGAGGAAGUAAAAGAAGAUAUAACAAAACUUGAAAUAACGAAAGUAACAGAAGUAGUAACGGAGAUCAAGAAGGAGGAAAAGGAAGAAGUAAAGGAAGAGAAGGAGGAAGUAAAGGAAGAAGUAAAGGAAGAACCAAAGAAGGAGGAAGUAAAGGAAGAAGUAAAGAAGGAAGAAAUAAAGGAAGUUAAGGAAGAAGUAAAGGAAGUAAAGGAGGAAGUAAAGGAAGAAAUAACAGAAGUAAAGGAAGAAGUAAAGAAGGAAGAAUUAAAGGAAGUAAAGGAAGAGAAGGAGGUGAAGGAAGAAAUAACAGAAGUAAAGGAAGAAGUAAAGAAGGAAGAAUUAAAGGAAGUGAAGGAAGAGAAGGAGGUGAAGGAAGAAAUAACAGAAGUAAAGGAAGAAGUAAAGAAGGAAGAAUUAAAGGAAGAAUUAAAGGAAGAGAAGGAGGUGAAGGAAGAAAUAAAGGAAGUAAAGGAAGAAGUAAAGAAGGAGGAAGUAGAGGAGAUCAAGAAGGAGGAAAAGGAGGAAAUAAAGGAAGUAGAAAAAGAAGUAAAGGAAGAAAUCACUGAAGUAAAGGAGAAGAAAGAAGAACUGAAGGAGGAAGUAAAAGAAGAAAUAAAGGAGGAAGUAAAGGAGGUGAAAGAACUGAAAGAAGAAAAGGAAGAACCAAAGAAGGAGGAAGUAAAGGAAGAACCAAAGAAGGAGGAAGUAAAGGAAGAAGUAAAGAAGGAAGAAAUAAAGGAAGUUAAGGAAGAAGUGAAGGAAGUAAAGGAGGAAGUGGAAAAGGAAGAAAUAAAGGAAGAAGUGAAGAAGGAGGAACCAAAGAAGGAGGAAGUGAAGGAGGAAAUAAAGGAGGAGGAAGUAAAGGAAGAAAUAAAGGAAGAUAUAACGAAAGUAGAAAUAACGAAAGUAACAGAAGUAGUAACGGAGAUCAAGAAGGAGGAAAAGGAAGAAAUAAAGGAAGAACCAAAGAAGGAGGAAGUAAAGGAAGAAGUAAAGAAGGAGGAAGUAAAGGAAGAAGUAAAGGAAGUUAAGGAAGAAGUAAAGGAAGAACCAAAGAAGGAGGAAGUAAAGGAAGAAGUAAAGAAGGAGGAAGUAAAGGAAGAAGUAAAGGAAGUUAAGGAAGAAGUAAAGGAAGAACCAAAGAAGGAGGAAGUAAAGGAAGAAGUAAAGAAGGAGGAAGUAAAGGAAGAAGUAAAGGAAGUUAAGGAAGAAGUAAAGGAAGAACCAAAGAAGGAGGAAAUAAAGGAAGAAGUAAAGAAGGAGGAAGUAAAGGAAGAAGUAAAGGAGGAAAUAAAGGAAGAUAUAACGAAAGUAGAAAUAACGAAAGUAACAGAAGUAGUAACGGAGAUCAAGAAGGAGGAAAAGGAAGAAGUAAAGGAAGAACCAAAGAAGGAGGAAGUAAAGGAAGAAGUAAAGAAGGAGGAAGAAAAGGAAGAAGUAAAGGAAGAACCAAAGAAGGAGGAAGUAAAGGAAGAAGUAAAGAAGGAGGAAGUAAAGGAAGAAGUAAAGGAAGUUAUAGAAGAAGUAAAGGAAGAACCAAAGAAGGAGGAAGUAAAGGAAGAAGUAAAGGAAGAACCAAAGAAGGAGGAAAAGGAGGAAGUAAAGAAGGAAGAAGUAAAGGAAGUUAAGGAAGAAGUAAAGGAAGAACCAAAGAAGGAGGAAGUAAAGGAAGAAGAAAAGAAGGAGGAAGUAAAGGAAGAAGUAAAGGAGGAAAUAAAGGAAGAUAUAACAAAAGUAGAAAUAACGAAAGUAACAGAAGUAGUAACGGAGAUCAAGAAGGAGGAAAAGGAAGAAGUAAAGGAAGAACCAAAGAAGGAGGAAGUAAAGGAAGAACCAAAGAAGGAGGAAGUAAAGGAAGAAGUAAAGGAAGAACCAAAGAAGGAGGAAGUAAAGGAAGAAGUAAAAGAAGUACCAAAGAAGGAGGAAGUAAAGGAAGAAGUAAAGGAAGAGGAAGUAAAGGAAGAAGUAAAGGAAGUUAAGGAAGAACCAAAGAAAGAGGAAAUAAAGGAAGAAGUAAAGAAGGAGGAAGUAAAGGAAGAAGUAAAGGAAGUUAAGGAAGAAGUAAAGGAAGAACCAAAGAAGGAGGAAGUAAAGGAAGAACCAAAGAAGGAGGAAGUAAAGGAAGAAGUAAAGAAGGAGGAAAAGGAAGAAGUAAAGGAAGAACCAAAGAAGGAAGAAGUAAAGGAAGAACCAAAGAAGGAGGAAGUAAAGGAAGAACCAAAGAAGGAGGAAGUAAAGGAAGAAGUAAAGGAAGUUAAGGAAGAAGUAAAGGAAGAACCAAAGAAGGAGGAAUUAAAGGAAGAAGUAAAGAAGGAGGAAGUAAAGGAAGAAGUAAAGGAAGUUAAGGAAGAAGUAAAGAAGGAAGAAAUAAAGGAAGUUAAGGAAGUAAAGGAAGAACCAAAGAAGGAGGAAGUGAAGGAGGAAAUAAAGGAGGAAAUAAAGGAAGAUAUAACGAAAGUAGAAAUAACGAAAGUAACAGAAGUAGUAACGGAGAUCAAGAAGGAGGAAAAGGAAGAAGUAAAGGAAGAACCAAAGAAGGAGGAAGUAAAGGAAGAAGUAAAGGAGGAAAUAAAGGAAGAUAUAACAAAACUUGAAAUAACGAAAGUAACAGAAGUAGUAACGGAGAUCAAGAAGGAGGAAAAGGAAGAAGUAAAGGAAGAACCAAAGAAGGAGGAAGUAAAGGAAGAAGUAAAGGAGGAAGUAAAGGAAGAAGUAAAGGAAGUUAAGGAAGAAGUAAAGGAAGAACCAAAGAAGGAGGAAGUAAAGGAAGAAGUAAAGGAAGUUAAGGAAGAAGUAAAGGAAGAACCAAAGAAGGAGGAAUUAAAGGAAGAAGUAAAGAAGGAGGAAGUAAAGGAAGAAGUAAAGGAAGUUAAGGAAGAAGUAAAGAAGGAAGAAAUAAAGGAAGUUAAGGAAGUAAAGGAAGAACCAAAGAAGGAGGAAGUGAAGGAGGAAAUAAAGGAGGAGGAAGUAAAGGAGGAAAUAAAGGAAGAUAUAACGAAAGUAGAAAUAACGAAAGUAACAGAAGUAGUAACGGAGAUCAAGAAGGAGGAAAAGGAAGAAGUAAAGGAAGAACCAAAGAAGGAGGAAGUAAAGGAAGAAGUAAAGAAGGAGGAAGUAAAGGAAGAAGUAAAGGAAGUUAAGGAAGAAGUAAAGGAAGAACCAAAGAAGGAGGAAGUAAAGGAAGAAGUAAAGAAGGAGGAAGUAAAGGAAGAAGUAAAGGAGGAAAUAAAGGAAGAUAUAACGAAAGUAGAAAUAACGAAAGUAACAGAAGUAGUAACGGAGAUUAAGAAGGAAGAAAAGGAAGAAGUAAAGGAAGAACCAAAGAAGGAGGAAGUAAAGGAAGAAGUAAAGAAGGAGGAAGUAAAGGAAGAAGUAAAGGAAGUUAAGGAAGAAGUAAAGAAGGAAGAAAUAAAGGAAGUGAAAGAAGAAGUAAAGGAAGAACCAAAGAAGGAGGAAGUGAAGGAGGAAAUAAAGGAGGAGGAAGUAAAGGAAGAAGUAAAGGAGGAAAUAAAGGAAGAUAUAACGAAAGUAGAAAUAACGAAAGUAACAGAAGUAGUAACGGAGAUCAAGAAGGAGGAAAAGGAAGAAGUAAAGGAAGAGAAAGUAAAGGAAGAAGUAAAGGAGGAAAUAAAGGAAGAUAUAACGAAAGUAACAGAAGUAGUAACGGAGAUCAAGAAGGAGGCAAAGGAAGAAGUAAAAGAAGAACCAAAGAAGGAGGAAGUAAAGGAAGAAGUAAAGAAGGAGGAAGUAAAGGAAGAAGUAAAGGAAGUUAAGGAAGAAGUAAAGGAAGAACCAAAGAAGGAGGAAGUAAAGGAAGAAGUAAAGAAGGAGGAAGUAAAGGAAGAAGUAAAGGAAGUUAAGGAAGAAGUAAAGAAGGAAGAAAUAAAGGAAGUUAAGGAAAUAAAGGAAGAACCAAUGAAGGAAGAAGUAAAGGAGGUAAAGGAAGAAGUAAAGGAAGAACCAAAGAAAGAGGAAAUAAAGGAAGAACCAAAGAAGGAGGAAGUAAAGGAAGAACCAAAGAAGGAAGAAGUAAAGGAAGAACCAAAGAAGGAAGAAGUAAAGGAGGAAAUAAAGGAAGUUAAGGAAGAAGUGAAGAAAGAAGAAGUAAAGGAAGUUAAGGAAGAAUUAAAGGAAGAACCAAAGAAGGAAGAAGUAAAGGAAGAAGAAGAAGUAAAGGAAGUUAAGGAAGAAUUAAAGGAAGAACCAAAGAAGGAGGAAGUAAAGGAAGAACCAAAGGAGGAGGAAGUAAAGGAAGAACCAAAGAAGGAGGAAGUAAAGGAGGAAGUAAAGAAGGAAGAAAUAAAGGAAGUUAUGGAAGAAAUAAAGGAAGAACCAAAGAAGGAGGAAGUAAAAGAAGAAAUAAAGGAGGAGGAAGUAAAGGAGGAAGUAAAGGAAGAUAUAACGAAAGUAGAAAUAACGAAAGUAACUGAAGUAGUAACGGAGAUCAAGAAGGAGGAAAAGGAAGAAGUAAAGGAAGAACCAAAGAAGGAGGAAGUAAAGGAAGAAGUAAAGGAAGAACCAAAGAAGGAGGAAGUAAAGGAAGAAGUAAAGGAAGAACCAAAGAAGGAGGAAGUAAAGGAAGAAGUAAAGAAGGAGGAAGUAAAGGAAGAAGUAAAGGAAGUUAAGGAAGAAGUAAAGGAAGAACCAAAGAAGGAGGAAGUAAAGGAAGAACCAAAGAAGGAGGAAGUAAAGGAAGAAGUAAAGAAGGAGGAAGUAAAGGAAGAAGUAAAGGAAGUUAAGGAAGAAGUAAAGGACGAACCAAAGAAAGAGGAAGUAAAGGAAGAAGUAAAGGAGGAAAUAAAGGAAGAUAUAACGAAAGUAGAAAUAACUAAAGUAACGGAAGUAGUUACGGAGAUCAAGAAGGAGGAAAAGGAAGAAGUAAAGGAAGAACCAAAGAAGGAGGAAGUAAAGGAAGAAGUAAAGAAGGAGGAAGUAAAGGAAGAAGUAAAGGAGGAAAUAAAGGAAGAUAUAACGAAAGUAGAAAUAACGAAAGUAACAGAAGUAGUAACGGAGAUCAAGAAGGAGGAAAAGGAAGAAGUAAAGGAAGAACCAAAGAAGGAGGAAGUAAAGGAAGAACCAAAGAAGGAGGAAGUAAAGGAAGAACCAAAGAAGGAAGAAGUAAAGGAGGUAAAGGAAGAAGUAAAGGAAGUUGAGGAAGAGGUGAAGAAAGAAGAGAUAAAGGAAGAAUUAAAGAAGGAAGAAGUAAAGGAAGUUAAGGAAGAAGUAAAGGAAGAACCAAAGAAGGAGGAAGUAAAGGAAGAACCAAAGAAGGAAGAAAUAAAGGAAGUUAAGGAAGAAAUAAAGGAAGUUAAGAAAGAAGUAAAGGAAGUAAAGGAAGAACCAAAGAAGGAGGAAGUAAAGGAAGUAGUAAAGAAGGAAGAAGCAAAGGAAGUUAAGGAAGAAGUAAAGGAAGUAAAGGAGGAAGUGGAGAAGGAAGAAGUAAAGGAAGAAGUUAAGAAGGAGGAACCAAAGAAGGAGGAAGUAAAGGAAGAACCAAAGAAGGAGGAAGUGAAGGAGGAAGUAAAGGAAGAAGUAAAGGAAGAACCAAAGAAGGAGGAAAUAAAGGAAGAACCAAAGAAGGAGGAAGUGAAGGAAGAAGUAAAGGAAGAAGUAAAGGAAGAACCAAAGAAGGAGGAAGUAAAGGAAGAACCAAAGGAGGAAGUAAAGGAAGAAAUAAAGAAGGAGGAAGUAAAGGAGGAAGUAAAGGAAGAAAUAAAGAAGGAGGAAGUAAAGGAGGAAGUAAAGGAAGAAAUAAAGAAGGUGGAAGUAAAGGAGGAAGUAAAGGAAGAUAUAACGAAAGUAGAAAUAUCAAAAGUAACAGAAAUAGUAACGGAGAUCAAGAAGGAGGAAAAGGAAGAAGUAAAGGAAGAACCAAAGAAGGAGGAAGUAAAGGAAGAAGUGAAGGAAGAGGAGGUCAAGGAAGAAAUCAAGGAGAAGGAAGAGGUUAAGGAAGUAAAGGAAGAAGUGAAGAAGGAGGAUGUAAAAGAAGAAGUGAAGGAAGAGCCAAAGAAGGAGGAAGUAAAGGAGGAAGAAGUGAAGGAGGAGAAGGAAGAAGUGAAGGAAGUGAAGGAGGAUCACGUGACCCUCGAGUUCAAAGAAAUCAUGGAGACAGCAAAGAAGAUGGAGGAGGUGUUGAAGGGGGAAGUUAAAGAAAUAAAGGUGACAAAAGAAGAAGUAAAGGAAGAAGUUAUAGAAAAGAAAGUAAAGGAGGAAGUAUAUGAAGAAGUAAAAGAAGUAAAAGAGGAGGUGAAGAAGGAGGAAGUAACGGAGAUCAAGGAAGAAAAGGAAGAAGUAAAGGAAGUUGAAAAAGAAAAGGAGCCAAAAGAUAUCAAGAAAGAAGAAGAAAUAAAGGAGAUCAAGAAGGAGGAAAAAGAAGAAGUAAAGGAAGAGGUUACAGAAGAAGAAAUCACAGAAGUAAAGGAGGAGAAGGUUGUUGUGGAGGAGAAACCAACUCCGAAAGACCUCAAGGAAGAAGAAAAACCCAAAGAAGAAAAAUUAGAAGAAAAAGUAACAGAAGUAAAGAAGGUGGAGGAGGUUACAGAAGAAGUCACGGAAAAGAUCGAAGUAACAGAAAAGAAAGAUGUUGAGAAAGAAGAAGAAAAGGUGAAAGAAGCCGAGAAGCCGAAAGAAGUCGAGAAAGAAGAAAAAGUAACAGUUGUCAAGGAAGAAAUCACUGUAAAGGAAGCAAAGGAGGUUGAAGAAGUAGUCGAGAAAGAAGAAAAAGUAACAGAAGUCAAGGAAGAGAUCAUUGUAAAGGAAGCAAAGGAGAUUGAAGAAGUAGUCGAGAAAGAAGAAAAAGUAACAGUUGUCAAGGAAGAAAUCACUGUAAAGGAAGCAAAGGAGGUUGAAGAAGUAGUCGAGAAAGAAGAAGAAAAGGUUAAGGACGUAGAGGAGAAGGAAGUAAAGAAAGUCGAGGAGGUGAAGGAGGUAGACGAGGUAGACGUGACAAAGAAACCCGAAAAGGAGGAACCCAAACUAGACACCAAACCACUCGACAAGACCGAGACCGAGACUAUCACCACCGAGACCGAGACGGUGACCAGACUAGGAGACGUGACUGCCGUGACGGAGGAGGUCGUGAUGGUGGGGAGGAGGAAGCAGGAAAUUACGGAGUUCACGGAAACACACAUUACCUUACUGAAGGGGGAGGGAGUAGAGGUAAGGGAGGAUGUCAGGGAGGGAGUGAAGGAAAAGGAGGUAAGGGAAGUAGAAGAAAUUGAGGAAGUUAGGGAUGUAGAGGUGAAAGACGUAGUGUAUGAGACAAAAAUAGAUGAAAAACUAACUAUUGAUGUUACAGCCAAGCCCACAGAUGAAACCGUCUCUCUGUCGCCCAAGAGUGACAUUUCCGUGAGUGCACAAAGCGACGUGAGUGGCAGAGCUGCGCCAGACGAAGAUGUCACUCUUGAAAUGGACAAGAAGAUGAAAGACUUGCCAGAGUCUACGAAGAGUGACCUCUCCCUUAGCGAGAAAAGUGACGUGAGUUCCAAGGAAGUCGCCGAGAUUAAGGAAGAGGUUACGGAGGACUUCAAGGAAACUAAGGAAGAAACACAUGUGGUGGAGGAAACAAUAACAGUGGAGGAAAGACGAAGAAGGGAGCUGUUGACCGAGACAACUGAAGUGAUUGAAAUCACUACCAAAGAGGCAAAGGGCGCCCAGCCUUCCGAAAAAGUUCCUUUAUCUCCUUUAAGUGACUUACCCGUUAGUGAUAUUAGUGAUAGAGACAAAGUAAGUGAUAAGGAAGUUUCGUUGUCCCCGAAGAGUGAAGUCUCGGAGGCAGAAAAGAGUGAUAUCAGUGAUAGGAAGCCCGAUGAAAAACCUUCGGACGCCAAAGAAACACAACCUGAGCCUACCAAGCUCCCCACGACUGUGCCGCAGGAAGCAGCGCCCGAGGCUCCUGUUUCUCCGAAAAGUGACAUUUCGGUCAGUAUUAAAAGCGACGUUUCACUAAAAGAUGUCACAAAAGACAUCGAAGCCGAAGAACCUGUGCCUGAAAAACCAGCUGAAGGUGUCCCACUAUCUCCAACAAGUGACGUAUCAGUUGAUGUUAAGAGUGACAUCAGUAUUAAAAGUGAUGCCACAGCAAAAGACAUCAAGGAAGAUGUAUUCACUACAGAGGUAAGGGACAAGCAGGAGGAAGCGCCAGUUUCUCCAGUCAGUGCUAAAAGCGAUAUCAGUGCAGCCAGUGUAACGAAAUCUGAGGACAAAGCUCCACUCUCUCCUGUGAGUGAUGUUUCCAAAAGUUCAAAAACUGAGAUCAGUACAAAGAGCGACACUGCAAAACAAGAACUUGUGGAAGAGAUUGAAAAGGAUGUUACUGAUUCUAAGGAACCAUCAGAAGCUCCAAAGUCUCCCGGAAGUGACAUUUCCGUGAGUGCUAGGAGUGACAUCAGUGCAAUAAGCGAAACCACAAAGCAGAUUACACUAAAAGAAGUCAAAGAUGAACCAACACAAGAGGAGCCGAUAUCACCCAAGAGUGACAUUUCGGUAAGUGUAAAGAGUGACGUCAGUGCAAAGAGCGAUGUCACGAAAGAAGUAGUGACGAAAGAAAUUACGGAAGAGACCCUCACCAUUGACGUGUCCAAGAAACCAGCAGAGGAGGCCCCGAUCUCACCAAAGAGUGACAUCUCGGUGAGUGCAAAGAGUGACGUCAGUGCAAAGAGCGAUGUCACGAAAGAAGUAGUGACGAAAGAAAUUACGGAAGAGACCCUCACCAUUGACGUGUCCAAGAAACCAGCAGAGGAGGCCCCGAUCUCUCCAAAGAGUGACAUAUCCGUCAGUGCCAAGAGUGAUGUCAGUGCAAAGAGCGACGUCACAAAGGAAGUAGUAACAACAGAAAUAAAGGAGGAAGUCCUCACCAUUGACGUGUCCAAGAAACCAGCAGAAGAGGCCCCGAUCUCACCAAAGAGUGACAUUUCUGUGAGUGCAAAGAGUGAUGUCAGCGCAAAGAGUGAUGUCAGCGCAAAGAGCGAUGUCACGAAAGAAGUAGUGACGAAAGAAAUUACGGAAGAAACCCUCACCAUUGACGUGUCCAAGAAACCAGCAGAAGAGGCUCCGAUCUCUCCAAAGAGUGACAUAUCCGUCAGUGCCAAGAGUGAUGUCAGUGCAAAGAGCGACGUCACAAAAGAAGUAGUAACAAAAGAAAUAAAGGAGGAAAUUCUCACCAUUGACGUGUCUAAGAAACCAGCAGAAGAGGCCCCGAUCUCACCAAAGAGUGACAUCUCGGUGAGUGCAAAGAGUGACGUCAGUGCAAAGAGCGAAGUCAGUGCAAAGAGCGAAGUCAGUGCAAAGAGCGACGUCACAAAAGAAGUAGUGACAAAAGAAAUUAAGGAAGAAAUCCUCACCAUUGACGUGUCCAAGAAACCAGCAGAAGAGGCCCCGAUCUCUCCAAAGAGCGACAUUUCAGUGAGUGCAAAGAGUGACAUCAGUGCAAAGAGUGAUGUCAGUGCAAAGAGCGAUGUCACGAAAGAAGUAGUGACGAAAGAAAUUACGGAAGAAACCCUCACCAUUGACGUGUCCAAGAAACCAGCAGAAGAGGCCCCGAUCUCUCCAAAGAGUGACAUCUCUGUGAGUGCAAAGAGUGACGUCAGUGCAAAGAGCGAAGUCAGUGCAAAGAGCGAUGUCACAAAAGAAGUAGUGACGAAAGAAAUUAAGGAAGAAAUCCUCACCAUUGACGUGUCCAAGAAACCAGCAGAAGAGGCCCCGAUCUCACCAAAGAGUGACAUCUCGGUGAGUGUCAAGAGUGAUGUCAGUGCAAAGAGCGACGUCAGUGCAAAGAGCGAUGUCACAAAAGAAGUAGUGACGAAAGAAAUUAAGGAAGAAAUCCUCACCAUUGACGUGUCCAAGAAACCAGAAGAAGAAGCCCCGAUCUCACCGAAGAGUGACAUCUCGGUGAGUGUCAAGAGUGAUGUCAGUGCAAAGAGCGACGUCAGUGCAAAGAGCGAUGUCACAAAAGAAGUAGUGACGAAAGAAAUUAAGGAAGAAAUCCUCACCAUUGACGUGUCCAAGAAACCAGAAGAAGAAGCCCCGAUCUCACCGAAGAGUGACAUCUCGGUGAGUGUCAAGAGUGAUGUCAGUGCAAAGAGCGACGUCAGUGCAAAGAGCGACGUCACAAAAGAAGUAGUGACGAAAGAAAUUAAGGAAGAAAUCCUCACCAUUGACGUCUCCAAGAAACCAGCAGAAGAGGCCCCGAUCUCACCGAAGAGUGACAUCUCGGUGAGUGUCAAGAGUGAUGUCAGUGCAAAGAGCGACGUCAGUGCAAAGAGCGAUGUCACAAAAGAAGUAGUGACGAAAGAAAUUAAGGAAGAAAUCCUCACCAUUGACGUCUCCAAGAAACCAGCAGAAGAGGCCCCGAUCUCUCCAAAGAGCGACAUCUCCGUGAGUGCAAAGAGCGAUGUCAGCGCAAAGAGCGAUGUCACGAAAGAGGUAGUGACGAAAGAUAUUACGGAAGAGACCCUCACCAUUGACGUGUCCAAGAUACCAGCUGAAGAGGCCCCGAUCUCUCCAAAGAGUGACAUCUCGGUGAGUGCAAAGAGUGACGUCAGUGCAAAGAGCGAAGUCAGUGCAAAGAGCGAAGUCAGCGCAAAGAGCGAUGUCACGAAAGAGGUAGUGACGAAAGAUAUUACGGAAGAAACCCUCACCAUUGACGUGUCUAAGAAACCAGCAGAAGAGGCCCCGAUCUCACCAAAGAGUGACAUCUCGGUGAGUGCAAAGAGUGACGUCAGUGCAAAGAGCGAAGUCAGUGCAAAGAGCGACGUCACAAAAGAAGUAGUGACAAAAGAAAUUAAGGAAGAAAUCCUCACCAUUGACGUGUCCAAGAAACCAGCAGAAGAGGCCCCGAUCUCUCCAAAGAGCGACAUUUCAGUGAGUGCAAAGAGUGACAUCAGUGCAAAGAGUGAUGUCAGUGCAAAGAGCGAUGUCACGAAAGAAGUAGUGACGAAAGAAAUUACGGAAGAAACCCUCACCAUUGACGUGUCCAAGAAACCAGCAGAAGAGGCCCCGAUCUCUCCAAAGAGUGACAUCUCUGUGAGUGCAAAGAGUGACGUCAGUGCAAAGAGCGAAGUCAGUGCAAAGAGCGAUGUCACAAAAGAAGUAGUGACGAAAGAAAUAAAGGAAGAAAUCCUCACCAUUGACGUGUCCAAGAAACCAGCAGAAGAGGCCCCGAUCUCACCAAAGAGUGACAUCUCGGUGAGUGCAAAGAGCGAUGUCAGUGCAAAGAGCGAUGUCAGUGCAAAGAGCGACGUCACAAAAGAAGUAGUGACGAAAGAAAUUAAGGAAGAAAUCCUCACCAUUGACGUGUCCAAGAAACCAGCAGACGAGGCCCCGAUCUCUCCAAAGAGCGAUAUUUCCGUUAGUGCUAAAAGUGACGUUUCUAUUAGCGCCAAGAGUGACGUCAGUGCAAAGAGUGAUGUCACAAAAGAAGUCAUAACAAAAGACAUUAAGGAGGAAGCCCUCACCAUUGACGUCUCCAAGAAACCAGCAGAAGAGGCCCCGAUCUCUCCAAAGAGCGACAUUUCUGUGAGUGCAAAGAGUGAUGUCAGUGCAAAGAGCGAUGUCAGUGCAAAGAGCGAUGUCACAAAAGAAGUAGUGACGAAGGAUAUUACGGAAGAAACCCUCACCAUUGACGUGUCCAAGAAACCAGCAGAAGAGGCCCCGAUCUCACCGAAGAGUGACAUCUCGGUGAGUGUAAAGAGUGAUGUAAGUGUAAAGAGUGACGUCAGUGCAAAGAGCGAUGUCACAAAAGAAGUAGUGACGAAAGAUAUUACGGAAGAAACCCUCACCAUUGACGUGUCCAAGAAACCAGCAGAAGAGGCCCCGAUCUCACCGAAGAGUGACAUCUCGGUGAGUGUAAAGAGUGAUGUCAGUGCAAAGAGUGACGUCAGUGCAAAGAGCGAUGUCACAAAAGAAGUAGUGACGAAAGAUAUUACGGAAGAGACCCUCACCAUUGACGUGUCCAAGAAACCAGCUGAAGAGGCCCCGAUCUCUCCAAAGAGCGACAUCUCCGUGAGUGUAAAGAGUGACGUCAGUGCAAAGAGCGAUGUCAGUGCAAAGAGCGAUGUCACAAAAGAAGUAGUGACGAAAGAUAUUACGGAAGAGACCCUCACCAUUGACGUGUCCAAGAAACCAGCUGAAGAGGCCCCGAUCUCUCCAAAGAGCGACAUCUCCGUGAGUGUAAAGAGUGACGUCAGUGCAAAGAGCGAUGUCACGAAAGAAGUAGUGACGAAGGAAAUCAAGGAAGAGACCCUCACCAUUGACGUGUCCAAGAAACCAGCAGAAGAAGCCCCGAUCUCACCGAAGAGUGACAUCUCGGUGAGUGCAAAGAGUGAUGUCAGUGCCAAGAGUGACAUAGCUAAAGAAGAACAGGUCACGAAGGAAGUUAAGGAGGAUGUACUUACAGUUGACGUAUCAAAGAAACCAGUAGACGAAACACUUAUUUCUCCCAAGAGCGACGUAUCUGUUAGCGCAAAGAGUGACGUCAGUGCUAGGAGCGACAUCGUUACAGAAGAACAGGUAACAAAAGAGAUCAAAGAAGAAAUCUUAACACUUGAUACAUCAAAAGAACCGACAGAAGAAGCACCAAUCUCUCCAAAGAGUGAUGUCUCUGUUAGUGCUAAGAGUGACGUUAGUGCAAGAAGUGACAUCACUAAAGACGAGAAGGCGACAGAUAAGAAAGAGGAUAUUCUACCUGUCGAUGUUUCAAAGAAACCGACAGAAGAAGCACCACUCUCUCCAAAGAGUGACAUAUCUGUUAGUGCCAAGAGUGACAUCAGUGCCAAGAGUGAUGUCAGUGCAAAGAGUGAUGUCACAAAAGAAUUGGUCAAAGAGGAGAUAAAGGAGGAAAUUUUAACGCUUGACGUGUCCAAGAAACCAGCAGAAGAGGCCCCGAUCUCUCCAAAGAGCGACAUCUCCGUGAGUGCAAAGAGCGAUGUCAGCGCAAAGAGCGAUGUCAGUGCCAAGAGCGAUGUCAUAAAAGAAGUAGUGGCAAAGGAAAUUAAGGAAGAAAUUCUCACCAUUGACGUCUCCAAGAAACCAGCAGAAGAGGCUCCGAUCUCUCCAAAGAGCGACAUCUCCGUGAGUGCAAAGAGCGAUGUCAGCGCAAAGAGCGAUGUCAGUGCAAAGAGCGAUGUCACAAAAAAGGAAGAAAUUCUCACCAUUGAUUCGUCCAAGAAAAACCAGCAGAGGGUGAUCUCUCCAAAGAGCGACAUCUCCGUGAGUGCAAAGAGCGAUGUCAGCGCAAAGAGCGAUGUCAGUGCAAAGAGCGAUGUCACAAAAGAAGUAGUGACAAAAGAAAUUAAGGAAGAAACUCUCACCAUUGACGUCUCCAAGAAACCAGCAGAAGAGGCCCCGAUCUCUCCAAAGAGCGACAUCUCCGUGAGUGCAAAGAGCGAUGUCAGCGCAAAGAGCGAUGUCAGUGCCAAGAGCGAUGUCACAAAAGAAGUAGUGACAAAAGAAAUUAAGGAAGAAACUCUCACCAUUGACGUCUCCAAGAAACCAGCCGAAGAGGCCCCGAUCUCUCCAAAGAGCGACAUUUCCGUGAGUGCAAAGAGCGAUGUCAGCGCAAAGAGCGAUGUCAGUGCAAAGAGCGAUGUCAGCGCAAAGAGCGAUGUCACAAAAGAAGUAGUGACAAAAGAAAUUAAGGAAGAAACUCUCACCAUUGACGUCUCCAAGAAACCAGCAGAAGAGGCCCCGAUCUCUCCAAAGAGCGACAUCUCUGUGAGUGUAAAGAGUGAUGUCAGCGCAAAGAGCGAUGUCAGUGCAAAGAGCGAUGUCACAAAAGAAGUAGUGACGAAAGAAAUAAAGGAAGAAACCCUCACCAUUGACGUGUCCAAGAAACCAGCAGAAGAGGCCCCGAUCUCACCAAAGAGUGACAUCUCCGUGAGCGCCAAGAGCGAUGUCAGUGCAAAGAGUGACGUCAGUGCAAAGAGUGACGUCAGUGCAAAGGAAGACAUCGUUGUAAAGACAGCCAUCACUAAAGAGGAACUGGUCACAAAGGAAGUGAAAGAGGAAUUACUAACCAUUGAUGUGUCAAAGAAAUCGACAGAGGAACCACCAGUGUCUCCAAAAAGUGACAUUUCCAUAAGCGCCAAGAGUGACGUCAGUGCUAAGAGUGAAGUCAGCGCUAAGAGCGACGUCAGCGCUAAGAGUGAAGUCAGCGCUAAGAGUGACGUCAGCGCUAAGAGCGACGUCAGCGCUAAGAGUGACAUUACUAAAGAGACGAAAGAGGAAGUCUUAUCUGUCGAUACAUCUAAGAAACCGAAGGACGAAAAACUUGUAUCUCCAAAAAGUGACGUCUCCGUUAGCGCUAAGAGUGAUGUCAGCGCAAAGAGCGUUACUGAGGAAAAAACUGAAGACGAAAGAUUAAGUGAAGCAGAGUCCAAACAAUCAGAUGUUAUUGUCUCACCAAGAAGUGAACUCGGCGAAGAAGGUGAAGCAAAGGAGUCCUUCGGCGUCACUACUCCAGCGAGCUUCUCUGUAACCAUGAGGAGCCACGUGGUGGAGACAGUAAUGCUAAAGCCACUCACAAUCGAUGUCACCUCCAAACCAGAAGAACCCAUUUCGCCCAAGGGUGAUAUUUCAAGUGCAGAAGUUAGUUCAAAGGAAGUUUCUGAGGGAAUUUUGAAAAUUGACACAUCGAGGCCAUCAGAGGUCCCUGUUUCCCCAAAGAGUGAUGUUUCAGUGAGCGGCAGGAGUGAUAUAAGCACGAGAAGUGAAUUAAGCUCACAUGAGAUUAGGGAUGAAAUUGCGACUACUGAAAUUGCGAAAAAGAUAUCAGAAGUUACAAUUUCUACCAGCAUCGAGACAGUAUCAAAGGAUGUUAAAGAGGACAAGACUACACCUGACGUCACGACGAAAGACAAAGAAGCACCUCUGGAAUCUUCACCUAGUGAGGCUUCCGUGAGUAUUAAGUCAGACUUAAGUUCUAAAGAAAAAUCGGAGAAAUCUACAGAAAAAACGCCUACGUCACCUAAAAGCGACGUCUCUACAAGCAUAAAAAGUGAAGUCAGCCUCAAAGAUGACGUAACGAAAACUAAGACCGAGCCAAAAGUUUCUCCGCCAGCCAUCGAAAGCAAGGCCGAAGCAGUUAGCCCAAAGGUUGACAUUACCAAGGCCCCCGCAGAGGAGUCACGGCCGUACCUGGAAGGUGGAGUGGUGGAAGAGCCUGUGUAUGGCGUUCUGAAGGCAGAACGUGCCGAAAUAGUGACCGUCUCCCCAGACACCACUCCAGGUUCUCCACCUCCUACACUCCGGGAAAUUGGAAUGGCAGGCAUUGCGCUGGUGUCUCUGGAGACAUCAGAACACAUGGAAGAAAAGGAUAUCAUGACUACGUCUGUUUACGAAGAAACUACCACGGUGUUCAAGUCCACGGCCAGCGACCGCAGCACAGCUGACGUGAUGACAACGUCCAUGCAUCCUGAUUUUGAUGCCAUGACCACCUCAAUUUAUGAGCCAAGUCAUGAUAUUAUGACUUCGUCCAUGUACGGAGAUGACUUUGGGCUGCAAGAGUCACCCGCUGAUGCCUUAACUAGGGUUAAGAAAACAGAGGAUAUAAUGUCAACCUCCAUGUACGGUACUCUUGAUGAGAGCGUGUUGGAGGAUAGCCAAGAGAAGGUCACUGACGACUUAACCUCCCCGCGUAGUGUUACAUUCGGAAAGACGCAAGAAGUGGAAGAUGUAAAGGAGGUGUCACCAAGAACAGCUGAAGACGACGGUGAUAAAUACCAGCUAGUGUCUCCGAGGAGCGAUCUCUCAUCUGAUGUGUAUCAAAUGCCGUCCAUCUCCCCCCGCAGCGACGGGUACGAGGCAGAGCUAAGCGGCCAGUACGAGGAGAGGGACGACCAAGCUCCUUCGUCACCUCGUUCAGAUAUCUCAUCGAUAUCCGACGUGAUGAGGAGGGAGCAGAGGAAGCAAUUUGACACAGAAACGAAAUCAAUUGACACCACCAUCACGACCACUACUUUUGUUCAACGUGAGGUAGUGGACAGCGGGCGAUCCAUGUCUCCCAAGAGCGACACCACAAUCAGUGAUGUCGUUGCAAAGGAUGGCUUGGAUUCUCUGGAAUCCUUCAGACUACAACCUGUGUUGGGAGGUGAUAAAGAACCUGAUGAGGGAAAACCUGUCUCUCCACGUAGUGACAUUUCCGGCAAGGAUUCGGCCUUUGAAGACAGGGAUAAAAUGUCCAGUCUAGAGAGUCACACAAUGUCAUCUCUUCCAACAGACACCAAAGUUUCUGUGACUAUGACUGUUGCUGAGAAAGAGAAGGAACAAAUUCCAUCGAAAGACCUGGAAAGCACAAAGAGCGAAAGUACUACUGUAUCCUCAGUAGUGACAACAAGUAUAGUUAGCAGCACUAUUGAUAGCACAAAAGCACUUAUAGAAGAAACAAGAGAGCUACUAAGAAGCACAAAGGCGUCAGAAACCAAAGAAGAAAGUAUUACUCAAGAAACCAAGACUGAACCCUCACCAGAAGAUGACAGCUCCGCUAGCUACAAGCAGGAGCCUGCUACUCCUUCGUUGACUCAGGAAGCCAUUAUGGUAUCUCCAAAAAGCGACAUUUCUGUAAGCUCAAAGAGCGACGUUACUUCAAUGGACGCCAAGGACCUUCCUAAAGAUCCUUCACUCAGGGACAGUGAGUCUAAGCCGCCGACCAUCUCACCGGGCAGCGAUGCUUCGGAAGAAAUCUUUAAAGAUGAGGUUGUUAUUAAGUCAGCGGCAGAGGUCACUGAUGUUAAAGGUGUCGUGCAAGACAUCACAACAGCCUUCGAAGAAACUGUUACCAAAACUUUAUUCAUGGACUUCAAGGAACCUGCUUCUCCUCCUCCUUCACCGGAAAAGUCAAUUGGGAAAGGUGACACCUCGAUCUCUUCUACUGCUUCCUCCCUCCAAGAGAGUGAGCCCCUGUCAUCCGUGCAGGUGAAACCAGAGACAUCAAAGACUGCUGAAGUUUUGGACGGAAUAGCAUCACUCGUCUCAUCUUUAUCAACUGUCACCACAACAAAAACCACAACCGCCAUAACAGCUGCGGAGACCCCUACCCCAACAACAAAACCCUCAGACCUUUCCCAACCUGACGUUACCGAGAGUGAAAAAGAACCUUCAUCCUCCACGACCUCCUCCCUUCUCUCUGGCGAUGAGGGUGCAGCGACAGAACCUAAGGAGCACCCUUCAGCCGAGGCCAUCAAAAGGCCGUCUAGUGAGGUUACUGAAAUUACUACGAGUAAGACACAAACCGAGCAAGUGUCCACCGCAGAGUACAAGUCCAUCACUGCCAUUACUGAUAAGUCUGUUUCUUCAACAGAAACCACUGCCACUUAUGAGUCCACAAAGGAGUCACAAAUAGAAACCACUGACGAAGCAAAACCAGACAUUAAAGACGAAGUAACAGAAAAAGUUCAGACAGAAAAGCCGAAAGAAAAACCUGCAGAAGAAAAGCCUACAGAAAAGGAAAUAUCAGAGGAGACAAGUAAACCAAUUGAGAAAGAGAAGCCAACAGAGAAGGAAAGGCUGACGGAAGAGGAAGAUAGAGAAAAAGCUCCAGGGAAAGAAGAGCCUGAAAAAGAAAGCAAGGCAGCAGUAUUGGAGGCUAAGAAAUAUGACAUGAGGGAAGUCACUGGAGAGUCGGAUGAAACAGAAACAGUCACUAAAACUAUCGUAACGAAAACAACCGAAGGCAAGCCUCAGGAGAUUAUAGAGACCGUUGAAGAGCCAUCAGCCACAAAGACUGUAACACGCACCAUUAUCAGGAGAACAAUUGUUAAUGGAGUUCCAGUAGAAACUGUAGAAACCUUAGAAGGGGAACCAGAAGAAGGGGAAGGAUUAGAUAAGGAUUCCACGUCUGAAACUGUGACAACAACUGUUACGAAGACCACAUUAGUCGACGGCAAGCCAGUUGAAACAACGGAAGAAAGAAAGGAGCCAAAAGAAGUAGGGGAAGUAACAACUACUCAAACUGUAACGAGAACAAUAAUCAGAAGAACUAUUAUCGACGGUGUCCCCGUGGAGACGGAAGAAACUAUUGAAGGAGAACCCGAUGAUACUGAGGAGAGUCCUGAUGAUCAGUCUCCCCCGGGAACUAUAACAAGAACCAUCACUAGAAGAAGAACCAUUGUGGACGGUGAAAUCAAGGAGACAAUCGAAACAUUGCAGGAGCCGUCCACUGACACCGUAACAAGGACCGUUAUAAAGAGAACCAUGGUUGACGGCGAGCCGAAGGAUACAAUCGACACUAUUGAAAAAUUAUCAAAGAGUGAAACAGACGAGUCUGAUCAAGAACAAGAAGACGGCAAAACAGUGGCCACGGCAGUCGUAAAAACAGUUCUGAUCGAAGGAGAGCCAACAGAGGUUACCGAGAAAGUAGGUGAGCCAUCAACAACUGAAACUGUAACAAGAACAAUAAUUAGAAGAGUCAUAGUUGACGGAAAACCAAUAGAAACCGUAGAGACUAUUGAGGGAGAGCCUGGAGAAACGGAAAAGCCAACUCCAGAGUCUGCCACCACAACAACAGUUACUAGGAAAGUGAUCAGGAGAACCAUUGUAGAUGGAAAGCCUGUGGAAACCGUAGAGUCUGUUGAGGGAGAACCUGAAGAAACGGAAGAAGCCACUCGAGAGUCUUUCACCACCGCAACAGUUACUAGGAAAGUGAUCAGGAGAACCAUUGUAGAUGGAAAGCCUGUGGAAACCGUAGAGACUGUUGAGGGAGAACCUGAAGAAACGGAAGAAACCACUUCAGAGCCUUUCACCACCGCAACUGUUACUAGGAAAGUGAUCAGGAGAACCAUUGUAGAUGGAAAGCCUGUGGAAACCGUAGAGACUGUUGAGGGAGAACCCGAAGGAUUGGAAAAAACCACUCCAGAGCCUUCCACCACAACAACAGUUACUAGGAAAGUGAUCAGGAGAACCAUUGUAGAUGGAAAGCCUGUGGAAACCGAAGAAACUAUUGAGGGAGAACCUGAAGAAACCACUCCAGAGCCUUCCACCACAACAACAGUUACUAGGAAAGUGAUCAGGAGAACCAUUGUAGAUGGAAAGCCUGUGGAAACCGUAGAGACUGUUGAGGGAGAACCUGAAGAAACGGAAGAAGCCACUCGAGAGUCUUUCACCACCGCAACAGUUACUAGGAAAGUGAUCAGGAGAACCAUUGUAGAUGGAAAGCCUGUGGAAACCGAAGAAACAGUUGAGGGAGAACCUGAAGAAACGGAAGAAACCACUCGAGAGUCCUUCACCACCGCAACAGUUACUAGGAAAGUGAUCAGGAGAACCAUUGUAGAUGGAGAGCCUGUGGAAACCGUAGAGACUGUUGAAGGAGAACCUGAAGGAUUGGAAAAAACCACUCCAGAGCCUUCCACCACAACAACUGUUACUAGGAAAGUGAUCAGGAGAACCAUUGUAGAUGGAAAGCCUGUGGAAACCGAAGAAACAGUUGAGGGAGAACCUGAAGGAACGGAAGAAACCACUCCAGAGCCUUCCACCACCGCAACUGUUACUAGGAAAGUGAUCAAGAGAACCAUUGUAGAUGGAAAACCUGUGGAAACCGAAGAAAUUAUUGAGGGAGAACCUGAAGAAACCACUCCAGAGUCUGCCACCACAACAACAGUUACUAGGAAAGUGAUCAGGAGAACCAUUGUAGAUGGAAAGCCUGUGGAAACCGUAGAGACUGUUGAGGGAGAACCCGAAGGAUUGGAAAAAACCACUCCAGAGCCUUCCACCACAACAACAGUUACUAGGAAAGUGAUCAGGAGAACCAUUGUAGAUGGAAAGCCUGUGGAAACCGAAGAAACUAUUGAGGGAGAACCUGAAGAAACCACUCCAGAGCCUUCCACCACAACAACAGUUACUAGGAAAGUGAUCAGGAGAAUCAUAGUGGAUGGAAAACCUGUGGAAACCGUAGAGACUGUUGAGGGAGAACCUGAAGGGACGGAAGAAACCACUUCAGAGUCUUCCACCACAACAACAGUUACUAGGAAAGUGAUCAGGACAACUAUGGUGGAUGGAAAACCCGUGGAAACCGUAGAGACUGUUGAGGGAGAACCUGAAGAAGCAAUAAAAGAAACAGAGGAUGACAAAUCUCAAGAAAAGUCGAAAGAAAUAGUAGUUGAAGGAGAACGAGAUGACGUGACCACAACUAAAACGGUAACAAGAACUAUUAUAAGGAGGAUAAUAGUUGAUGGUGUUCCGGUUGAAACUGUGCAAACCAUUGAGGGAGAACCAGAAGAAAGCGAAGAGCCAACCGAAGCACCAACCUCUGAUACGGCAACAAAGACAACUAAGACGCCUCUCUUUGAUGAACCUCAAAAGAUUACGGAGGCUGUCUCUGAACCUUCCUCUUCGGGGACUGUAACAACAACUAUCACAAAAAGAACGAUUGUUGAUGGCAAGCCAGUAGAGUCUGUCGAAACUGUUGUAGGCAAACCUGAUGAGGCGGAAGACACUACCGAGACGUCAACUACAACGGUCACCAGAACAAUAGUAAAGAGGACUUUAAUAGAUGGUAAGCCAGUUGAAACUGUAGAAACCGUAGAAGGAAAACCUGAAGAAAAAGAAGAACCAUCUGUUACUACGACUGUGACUAGGAAAGUAAUCAGAAGGACUAUUGUGGAUGGUGUCCCGGUGGAGACGGUGGAAACCAUGGAAGGUGAGCCAGGAUCUGAGCCUGAUGAAGAGGAGUCUACAACCAGCACAGUGACUACAACCACAGUCAAGAGAACUACUGUAGAAGGAGAGGCUAAAGACACGAUUAUAACUUCCAGACCUGAGACUGUUGAAGCAACUACAACCAUCAAGAAAACUACAACUGAGAAGCCAGGUGAUGAAACAGCUGCAAAAACUGAAACAACAACUGUUACUGAGGAAGAACCAGUGACGCAAAGGACUGUCACUAGAACCGUUAUCAGGAGAACAAUAAUUGACGGUGUUCCUGUGGAAACGAUAGAAACCGUAGAAGGCGAGCCAGACGAGUACGAUGAAACCUUUGAGGAACCUUUCUACACAGGAACGGUGACUGUAACAAGGAAAACCAUAACAGGGGACAGUGAAACCGAAGAAGUUGUUGAGUCAUCUGAGGAGCCGUUCACAUCGACCAUCGAGAAGUCACGCCUUGACAGUAGCAGCAGCGAGCCCCCCGACAUUGAGAGUGUCCCUCGACUGACGAUCACAAGAUCCAGCAUCGAAGGUGGAGUCAAAAUACCAUUGUAUGAACCAGAAACAACAUAUAAAUCCGUCAAGAAAACAGUCAUUAGCAGCGAGCAACAAAAGGAAACAGUUGAAACAAGUGACGAGAAACUUGUUCAUACCACUGUGAUAAAAGACGUUAAAAGAGACGCAGCAGAGAAAGUGUCUGAACUGAAAGAGAUCAAGGAGCACGUUUCUGAAGGCGACACCAUGAGGACUACCACCACCGUGAAGCGCAGCUUGGUGAGUGAGGCCGAAAAGACAGAACUCAAAGCAUCGGAUGUAUCCACGACUACAAAGACUGCGUCGCACGAGGCGGAUAUAGUAGUAACUAGCAAGCAUGCCUUCAGUGAGGUCUCCCGAUCAGCUGAAACUUUCCAGGAAGAUGUCAGAGGCUCAAGGGAAUCCAUAUCGGCGGCUGAAGAGUCUGUACAUGAACGUGUGAGCGCCGUGAGGAAAUCGUCGACAAGCAGCACAGAAGGAACGCCUGGAAGCCCCAGGACAGGCCGUGUGGUGGUGAGGAAAGUUACCACAGUUAUCACCAAGUACUAUGACGACGGCGAGGAGGUGGAAAUGGAAGAACUCCCGGGUGAAGAAGUGGUCGAGGUGCUUGGUGAUCAACAGGUCUCCGAGGAUAUUUUACGCAAGAUAGGCUCUGCCACACAGUCUCCAAUCACAGGGAGGAAAUAUUCGUCCCAAGCAGUCGCUGGAGCACCCAAAGGCUUUACAACCUGGACGAGCGAAGAGUCACUGAGCGGGGACCCGACGGUGAUCACUCGCACCACGCGCACCACCAUCAGCGACAGCGACACAGAUGCCUCUGAGGGCGUGGUCACCAGCACGGUCACCAGUGUCACGAGGCGGCUCAUGAGCGAUGACGCCUCCGACAAGGAAGAACGUCCAAAGUCAGCAAGCAGUGAUGCCAGCGGGUACGAUCCAUUCCCCACGCCUCAGAAGGGCAAGUCGGAAGGGAAAGAGCCUCAAGCGUCUGCCAGCGAACCCUCGACAUUCGCCCACUACGGAGCCACCGGUGUCCAGUACCAGGAAGAGUACGAUGAUGAGCCUGUUUACGAGUUCCGUCCACCUCCAGGAGGCCCACUUGAACAGUUUAUGUACACACAACACGGAGAUUUCGACAACGGGAACUUGCCGUCACGUGCAAGAGUUCCUUCAGUUACUGAAGCCGAGGACAAAAUCAACAUGAACCAAGCAUGGACAACCUCCUCUGUAAUGACCUCUGUACUGCGGCAAGAAGUGGCCUCGACGACGAGUACGUCGGCAACCACGUCCGUAGCUACGACUUCUUCCACUGCAACGUCCACCACCUCAUCCGCAUCAAAGGAAGCUAAGGAAACGCUACAAAAGUGGGGCAAGCCUCUUGGCCUGCCGUCACCUGUGCCUUUGCCUACGCCUCACCCUCCCUCCGACAGUCCUAAACCGCAGAGUCCUCAGAAGGAAAGAAAAACGAGAAGGAUCAAGCGAUCGGGGCCCCCCGUUUACCUGGACUUGGCGUACGUGCCUCAUGCCGCCAACCCUAACUAUUGCAAUGGGGAGUUCUUCAGGAGAGUGCGGGCCCGGUACUACGUCUUCUCCGGCAUCGACCCAGGGCGAGAGGUGUUGGACGCCUUGCUAGAGGCCAAGAUGGAGUGGGAAGAUAAAGAAAUGGAAGUAACGAUCAUUCCCACCUACGACACUGACGCCCUUGGCUACUGGGUCGCUGCCAACGAAGACGCGCUCAUUGCCAACAAGAUCGACCUCGCCCCGUCUGCCUCCCGCUGCACUAUUAACCUGCAAGACCACGAGACCAGCUGCAACGCUUAUCGCCUCGAGUUCUAAACGCCUUCAUUUUCCAAACUUCAACACAGCUAUCGCCGCCCAACUUAACGUACUUACCAGUAGUACCAUACCUUUCAAAACCCACGAAAAAUAACCCUUACUAUCCCAAAACUCGCCAGAACUACACAAUAGAGCCAUCUCCGGGGACACCUCACAGGUUGUCCCUCUUCCCUGCUGCCUUCCAUGACAACUUAGAGCUCCGAACAUGCCGUCUUUGUUCUCACUUUUACGGUAGUUGCUCCUAGACCUCCAGCGAGCCACUCUACUGCCCCUGUGCGCUCCUGAAGGGGUUUAAGUAUUUUGCUGUAGAUUCUUCCCUUCCAUCAUGUAGCCACUUCAUAACGGAAGGAAGAACACUGCUAGACUGAUGGUGGAUUGUUGUAUUAACCUCGAAAUGGACAGAACACGAUGAUGGGGAUAACUAAGAUGAUGAAAACAGAAGAUAACAUUUUUAGCUGUUAUUACCGAGAGCUGUGUCACUGUCAGUAGUUAAACGUACGGUAGAAUUAACUUAGAUCGACUUAUUUGUCAAACUAUACUGUGUGUGUGCGAGUGUGUGCAGUACUCCUGGGGAACAGUCGGCCUUGUGGCACAGUUGGGUGAGGCCACUUCUUCCCCCCCCCUCCACAUAUGACGCUUGACGCAGCCCACAUGACUGUCCUACGACGCGACGCACAGACUUUCCUCCCGAGCUGAACCGAACGCACUCACCUUCGACAAGGAGAAGCAAUACAUGAACUCUUCGAUACGUCCUUGACUACAAUGGGUCUCGAGAUUACGUACUUCGUCAGCCACUUCGUCAGUGAUAAGUAUUGAUCACCCCUGUGGGGACUUGAGCAAUGGCUGACUUAAUGAAUUAAGUGAAAUAAUAGAAAAGUAUGGGGUAUUUGCUCAUUUUGUAAAAUAGAAAGCACUAUGAAGCCAAGAGUGGCAGUUAUCUGAUAUAUAGAUGAUAAGACAUAUUUAUUGGAGAGAAAGAGAGAGCGAGAGAGCGAGAGCGAGAGCGAAAGAACAUUUAGGAAAUUCUUUGUUAUCUGUAUACUAGUAGUUUAUAUAUUUCGCUGAGCAGAGAUCGGGAAAUAUUUUUAUCGGGUGAGACUGAGUCGCAGACCUUCAAUUAUAAUCUUCCACGAGAGAGAGAGAGAGAGAGAGAGAGAGAGAGAGAGAGAGAGAGAGAGAGAGAGAGAGAGAGAGAGAGAGAGAGAGAGAGAGAGAGAGAGAGCGACGCAUCAGGAGCGUGAGUGAGUGAGUGAGGGCGUCUAGUGAGUGAGUGAGUGACCCUCCUGCACCACCACCACCGCCACCACCAUACCCGUAACCACCACACCAUAGUUCUAAAUAAUUAUUUAUAUCAUGAUGAUAAACAUGACCCCGCUGUGAUGGUAGUGACACACCGAGCUUGCUUUCCUCUGUCGGUCGUGAGCUCAGAGACUGUUCUUGUGUCGGCCUUGGAAGCUUACUGACUGUACGGCUGUGUGCACAUUGUUUGCGUGCUCGUGUGUGUGUGUGUGUGUGUGUGUGUGUGUGUGUGUGUGUGCGCUCGUCAGUACUGUUUUUCUUCAGUAGUACCUCCUCCUCCGCUUCGUCCCUCAUCUCCCGCCUUUACUGUCGCGUUCUGACGCCGGCCGUUCCUUCCACUCCACCGGAGGGGCUGAGUGGCGGUGAGAGGCCAUCGUGGCCCCGCGGGAGAGCCACGCUGAACGCUCCUUCCCGGAGACACACUGGUGCUUGUAGUGGGUCCCGCGGCGCCUAAAGAACCAUGCAUAGGCCGCGACGAGGCGGAGACGACCAUGGGGGUGGUCCCUUUGCCCAGGUCUGUGCAUGGGGCUUGCCGCGGGUUGAUGGAAAUUGAUCGAAAAAAUAGGGACGAUGGACGUUCACAGCUCCCGCGGGGGCCUCCUAAACCUCCGGGAGACACUAUCAGCGGCACAUGAGACGAUAUUUAUAAAUACACAUACAUAUAUUUUGUUGUUUAGUGAAUCUCACUAUCUGACCUGUUAGUUGAGGUCAACUGCCAGUAGAGCGAAAGAAUGAGUGAAUGAAAGAAAAUAUAAUGCUAGGCAGGGAGUGGUACCCUAGAAUACUACAUGAUAAUAGCUAGCGGGAAGUAUUCGCCGUGCCCGGACCCAACAAGACCUCACCCUCCGCUCGCCACCUGGUCGUGUCUCUUGCAGUUAGAGGAGUCAUUCCCCUGUCCUGCCCACCGACCUAGGGAGGCCAUGGCAGACGGAAAGGAGUGGAAGAAAACGGACAUUGCUGACGGUGACGACAAGCAUGGCGCCUCCCUUCGCAACGCCGCAGAGGAUCGUAACACUCCAGAAACUCAUGACUAGGUGUCGCUCCCUGGCGGUCGUCUGCGUCCCUGGGGUGAUCCACGUGCGCCGAAGAGAACCUAUACCAUCAUUAACACACCCCGGGGGCUUGGUCCGCCGCGGGGGGGCGGCGUCGCCUCGACCCUCGACCCUCUGCCUGGUGUGUGGGCGGCAGGAGGGAGGGGAAUGACGCCGCCACAGCACCGCCGCCGCCCCGCCACCCUCCCAAAAACAUAAAAAAAAGUUUCAGGUGUUAUUAUAUGUGAUCUGAUCGCUUUAGGUGCUUCUUAUCGGCAAUCGAAUGGCCUUCUUGCCCCUGAGCUUAGGGUGGACUGGAGAGCUGACGCUAGAGCCUCUUGGCAAUAAUUUAACAAGGGCGCUUCAAUGAAAGAAAAAAAAAAGUAUUUAAAGUUGAUAAAGGAUAAAUAAAUUAAAUAACUGCUUUUUCCCAAUGUCACAGAAUAGGGAGCCAAGAAAGACUUUAGGACUGCAGUACUACGAUAAUCUAUUCUUCAAACUGUUAACCCAAUAUUAAGUCACAAGGAGCGAUUGUAUUAUUUUUCAUUGUACACGUUUCUGUGUUAUCUCAGUGUGAGUGUGCUGCAUUUGGUUCGUGGUCUGACUGAGAGAGAAAAAGACGACGUUGCAAUUCUCAUUUGAUUAUUAUUAUUAGUAUUAUUGCCAUUUUUAUUGUUCAUAUUAUGAUUAUUAAUAUUACUAUUAUUAUUGUCAUUACUGUAAUCAUCAUCAUUAUUAGCAUCAUUAUUAUUGCCAUUAUUAUUAUCACUAAGACCAUCCUAGGCUGUUCCCAGUGCUAGGAGCUGUUUGCCUCAAAUUUAUCUGUAUUAGGAAUAAAUUCAACAUGUGAUAUGAUAAUCAUCUACGUUUAAGCUGUUACAUUGCGUGAUGUGGUGCCGCGAGAAGUGGAAACAAUAAUAUAGCAUUUGUGAUCAAUUGGAAGUAAACAAAACACUCUAUGAAGGAUUGUACGGUGCAGCGGCUUCUUAGGCGUAACUGUCAGCCAUCGUUGUUCCAGUGCGAUCGAAACUUAUGUUCACAAAAAAUCAAUUUUGGGAAAAGAACGUUCUGAAGACCCUCGAACGGCAGCAUUCCGACCAUGAUGUCUCCUUUUCGUCAAUAGCGUGUUGAGUUUCGCGUCACCGUACCAGGGCCGCCAACCUCUUCGAUUAACCCAUCGUUUCAGGGUCUUCAGAAAGAAGUUCUUGUAAUUCCUUAUUUCCAGGCAUUAUUAUAUCAUACCUAGCCUGUGCACUUUGUCGUGUGUUAAAAAGAAAAAAAAAUCCAUAAAUAUAUAUAAAUAUCUAUAUCUAUAUAUAUUGACGAUAUUGUUCGGUCACCUCGGGGGACGCUUGGCAAAGGUUGCCUCCCCGCGCGGGGAGUCCGGGGAAACGCUCUGCGAUAAUACUUCUUGUCGACACGGACGCCGUCUGCUUAAUUAACUUCUCAAGAAAAUUAUUUGCUGAAGUCCGAGGCUACAACCUGACCCUGGGUGGGAAAGGCUGUGUGUAUUAAGUCACGAGACAGCAUUCAUAACAAUCACCUGGCCCUCCCCUCGUCAUGGUAGCGGGAUUACUGACUUGGGUCACACCCUGUAAGGCGUCCGUUGUUUGUUUGUGUGCCUGUGUGUGUGUGUGUGUGUGUGUGUGUGUGUGUGUGUGUGUGUGUGUCGCAGAGCCGCUCCCUGGCCCAUGCUGGGUAUGCCCCUGGGGUGGGCCUGAAUCGCGUCGUCAGGGCUGUGUUUUGGUGGACAGGGGCGAGUGGGGCUCCUACUUCGACUGCUCCCGUGCCCUCCCCUGCCCCCUCCCUAACUAUAACGUAACCCCUCUUUGGUCUUUUUCUCUUCAGACAAGUUUCGCAUCUCUUUUUCGGCUAAGGAUUUACCUAUUGUCUCCAUUCAUCUCCAAACACAUGCUUUCGCCUCCUCCCCUCACUCCUACGUUCUCUGGUGUUCCUUGAAGGCUUCUGGGUGGCAUGUCCCAUUUCAUUAUGUCGCAGUUUUCGGAGACUCAUGUAAGCUUAUCUUUCUUUAAGCUCUUUGGAGUGUAACAUGGGAGUUUGUCUUCAACUUUCGUCAGCAAAGGCACAUCUAAACGCAGGAACGCACUUCCCUCGCUACCUAACGCUUCUUGCUGCGUAUGAGCGUCAAAUGCAUCACCAAUCAGAGCUUCAUUACAUUUGUUACGCGUUUCCCAACCACCGCGAGCAACGGCAACUUAAGGUCUCUUGAAACAUCAGGAAACUGAGGAAACAGGAAGUUAAAAAAAGUCAAAUCAUAAAAAAAAAAAUGUAGAACACCUAAGCUUCGACGGCCUCAAUAUAGCUGAUCCAUUAGAAUUCACUCGAUGCUAAAAGGCUGAUUCCAGAAUGCCCCUCGAGAUCCUUUCAGCUGUUCGGAAAGUGUAGCUCGGUGGCUUUGUUUCCUCUGUGGAGAGACAAAGAUGUAGUUUACAUCUGAACAUGUUCAUGUGAAGGGGACGAGUGGCAUUCUAGGCUUCACACACACGCCGCCGAAGCUUAGUCUGUCUUUGAGCACGGAGGCGGGCGGAGGCCAGCCCCACCGCCCUUUUAGAAACAAAAACACAGCGCCUUAUGUAGCCGCCUGCUUAACGCUUCUCGCUCCACGUCCUAUUCCCCCUCUAGUCAAACUAAAUAAAUAAAGAGAGAGUAAAAAUGAAUAAAGUCAAUUAGAAGUCUAGAGAUACAACUAUUUCUGCUGACACCUUACCAAUGUGACUUGUUUGGCUAUUUUGGCUCUUACAUACAAGUUCAUUACGGUUCAUUUUCACUACUUUUUGAAUGGGAAAAUAAACCCUAUUGAACCUUCAUUUUGGGUUCAUAAUCGCUGGCCUUGUCACUAAUAUUACGCAUAUGUAUGGGAAAUCAUGUGACAUUAAAAAGUAGAUGAAAG